Macrosiphum euphorbiae (potato aphid) is the source of this 303-nucleotide messenger RNA. Lineage: Eukaryota; Metazoa; Arthropoda; Insecta; Hemiptera; Aphididae. The record is from the annotation of a GenBank genome assembly.
AUGCAAUUGCACGGGAAUCCGGUGUUUAGUCAUAACCGUUCAAUAUUGGGUAUAAAUAUUCAAUAUAUUAAAAACGGUGAAAUUAAUUUGAAAACAUUAGCAAUGGUAGAAUUAUUUGACAAGCAUACAGCAGUAAAUUUAAAAACAUCACUUCUUGAUGUACUUGUGAAGUAUGAAAUUACCCGAGAACAAAUUUACACAAUAACUUGUGACAACGCUGCAAAUAUGAUAAGGAUGGCUAGAAUAAUAAAAUUACUGUCAAUGAUAUUGGAAAUGAUUUUAUCGAUACAUGUGAAUAUGUGA